AUGUCGCACAAUACCCCGAUGAGCUUGCUUCUCCUCAGCGAGAGUGAUUUCAUGAGUGUUUCGGAAGGCAGUCAGAGCCCAAGAACCCGGCUUGGAUCCAAAACCAGUCUUCCUGCAACUCCACUCAAGCCUUCCGUUUUGCGCACCGCCACAGUCAAGUCAAUCAUCCAGCGCAAUCACUACCGCCACGCAAAGGACACCAAUCCUUAUCCCCUACUGGCAACUACUGGAUCGAUUCCUCGGAGCCGGAAAACUGAAUCUCUUUCAAUGGUCCAAACGAUAUACCCUCCCACCUUUACAACCCUCCGUGCAAUUGUUCAAGAACUGGUGGCGAUACUGUUAAAGCAAUUGAUUCUAAAUAAUCAUUCUGGGACCAGUAGCACCUCACCUCCAGAGCUCUUCAACAUUGGACUUAAUAAUUGA
Puccinia triticina is the source of this 423-nucleotide messenger RNA. RefSeq lists its product as uncharacterized. The record is from RefSeq and is a predicted model, not a curated record. The transcript is spliced from 2 exons. Lineage: Eukaryota; Fungi; Basidiomycota; Pucciniomycetes; Pucciniales; Pucciniaceae. Bases 1 to 423 code for a protein of 140 amino acids.